UUUAUACUUCGUUGAAAGGGAACCAGCGUAGAUGAACUCAUUGAGCAAAACAGGAAGAAUUUGACACCGAAGGCUAGAAACGGCGGAGGAAUGCUAUCGAAUUUUCUCGACAGAGGACAAACGCUUGCUCCGUCUUAGUUCAUUUUGUAACUUCUGAUAGACUGUGCCACCUGGACUCAAGUAUGGCAUGGAGCCAUCAUAGAAAUCCGAGGAACUAAGGAGACUUCAUUUACAUCUCACAAAAUUUUACAGUGAGGUCCAUCUGUGCUGUACUUCAGUUGUGUUGGAAUAAUCCAGUACAUGUUAACGUACGCUAAUUCAGAAUAAAAAAACAAUCACGACCGGUGCCCAGCUUCCAGUGUACCAGUGAUACUGCUAUCAUGUGUGCAGCAACAACCAAUGGGGGCAGUAGCCCAGGUCAGCUCAGUCCGGGAGUCAGCCCUUUGGGAAGUGGUCGCAAACGGACCACCAACAGAGCCUAUAAGGCAGAGGACCAGGCACUGUCAGAUAUCACACAAGAGGCGGAAGCUCGACUGGCCAAAAAGCGUCAAGCGAGGGCUGAAGCUCGAUCCAUUCGAAUGCGGGAGCUUGAGAAAAUGCAAAAAGAGGCCGAGGAGCAGAUGGACAAGGAAUAUGAGCAACAAAAAGAAGAAAAGAAAAGCCACCGACUAAGAUUCAUGAAAUCCAGCAGUGUGAUCCCCCCCGUUGUGCCCAAUUCUAGCGGGGGAAGCUCAUCGCGAAGAGGAAGUACCGAUUCCAUCGAGUUUGAAUCAGUAGCACUCAAGAGUGAGGCAGCCGCCCCACCGGCUGAGGAAGAACCCAGCCCAAAGGAAUUGGAGGCCAUUGCUGACUUGGAGGAAAAGUACAAGAAGGCUAUGAUGAACAAUGCACAACUUGAUAAUGAGAAGGCGACCUUGAUAUUUGAGGUGGACAUGUUGAAGGACCGUCAGGAGGAAUUAGAAGAAGCUAUGCUGGAAGUACAGAGGGAAGCUAGGGAUAAACACAGGGAACUAGAAAGCAAGAAGAGGGAAAACCUGUUACUGCAGAAGGAAGUGGAUUCAUUGAAGGAAAUGGUGACACAAAGAGACACUCUGAUAGCUGAACAUGGUCUUCUCCUUGUGGGUGACGAGGAACGUCUAUCAGACAAAGACCUGCCAGAGGGCCAGGCGUCCCACAAACCCAAACUUCCCAAAGUUGGCACCAUCGUGGUAGUCUCGCCGGAGGCUGCCGAGCUCUUGGAGGUUGUUGGAGACGGGCCGCUAGAUGUCCGGCUGAAACGAUUUGUGGAGGAGAGGAAAGAACUUCUAGAAAAAAUUAGGAGACUAGAAAUCGAUUUAGAAGAUGAAAAAGACAAGGUUGCCACAGCGGAGAGAAGGCGACCAGCCCAAACGUCAUCUGUCAAUGGACCAGAAAUAGAUGUGCUAGAUAUCCAAAGAGAAGCUAGUAGGCAAGUUAAUGAAUACAGAUUCAAGUACCAGAAAGCAGAACAAGAGUUAGCGACUCUAGAAGGCCAUGUCAUGCGGCUAGAAGGUCAGGUGAAGCGAUACAAGACGGCCGCAGACACGGCAGAGAGGGUGGAAGAGGAGUUGAAACAGGAACGACGCAAACUACAACGAGAGAUCCGCACUUUGAAAGACAAGAAUGAAGAGUUUGAAACGGAGAAUAGCCACCUGACCAAGCGAUUGGAGAAAAUGAAGAACGCCAAGCUAAGCUUGAUCAAGUGACCCAACGGGACAGAGGAGCAGUCUUCGUAAUCAACAACUAUUCAUUUAGUAGUAACAGUGCACAAAUAUUUCCUGUACUCCUAAAAAUAGAUUGUGUAAAUUUGCAUUUCUGAUCAUAGCGCCCUGUUGACUAAAUAUCUGGAGCGCCCUCUAUUGGUCAUUAGAAGUUGGCACUUCAUCUGAAAACUCAAAAAACUUUGUGAUGUACUGAAACGAAGGUCACUAUCUCACAGCCUGCUGAACUUUCGCAAACAAAGUCAAAAGUUUCUUAACACUUGGCCAGUUUCAAACCGUUUUAGUGUUCAAAAACUUUUUACCUAGCUUUUUGUCACUGUCAUAAGUCAGUUUUCAAUCACCAAUGAUGGGAAUGUUUCAGCCAACAUUUUAUAAAGCUACGCACGCUUUUCGGUUUGUUGGAUUUUUCUUCUUUUUCUUUUUUUUUUAGAGAUUCUUUGCUUUUGAGAUUGACCAAUAUUGUAAAUUAUAAACCAAGUGUCAGUGGAUUGUUUUCAGCAGUUGUACUAUUCCAGACAAAAGUCUGGACUUUGGCUCUGACAUAUUCAAAAAGUCGGGCAUCUUAUCCAAACUCACAUUUCGAAAGUUUGCAGUCACUUCAAUAUUUUUUAUGGGGGGGGGGAAUCGAAGGAAGUCGGUGAAUGAUGAAAGACGCUGCCCAUAUUACAACCACCAUGUUAAGGACAUCUACCCCGAUAGACUUUGAUAGUCCAAGAGAUCAAUUCUGCUUGAAGUGUUCACUUACACCUAGCUUCAUUCUCUCGUGGUACAUGUAUGUAGAUUUCAAUUGGAGUAACAGCUUAAGUUGGCCUUAGUGUUUCAGAGUUGUUAAACAUGCAUCUGUACAGAAUUUUUUUUAAUCGUUUUAUUAUGCCUUGCCAAAAAACUAGCCUCUUUGUUUGGUUUAAUGCAUGAUUAUUUCAAACCUUCAAGACAUCCAUCUUUUUUUAGAAACUUGCAUUGGUGUGUGGAAUGUUCAUGGUGUCCCAGAAUCCAGGAAGUAUGUACAAAUUUAAAAAAAAAAUUUCUUCAGAGGAAUCCGAAAUUGUAGAGGAAUUCUGAUGUUAGGCACAGCCGUCAGAUUAAGCUUUUUUGCUUUUAUAGAGCUGCAGGAAAAGCAUUCAUCUGCAAACCCAAGAUGAUGGGAACAAGGCCACUACAUGCUGAAAAUUAGUUCUUAAAUAUUCCAUAGCUCAUUUAUUUGUACAUGUAGCGUGUAUUACAGAGGCAAAGAUCAACAUUUUUAGGACAUCCAUUUUGGGGUAGGCACACUGGGAUUUGGUUGGAGAAUGUCCAAUGAUUACAUAUCCUGAGUGAAUAUGCACUUCCAACUAGUGUUUUUGUAAAAGAAAAGUUUUUCCUGUAAAGACUUUCAAAGGGCUGUACCAGCCAUUCAGAUUUUGUUCUAAAAUGCCACCAGUUUCUAGUAUUUGGUUUGAAAAGGAAUUGUCGCGCAUACUUUUUUUUUAAUGAACUUGGAUAUUUGCACAUUAUCUAGAUUAGGUGAAUGUUCUUAUACUUCACUAUGUGGGUGUUCACCAGAAGCUUUCUGCUGAAAAGAUUAGAAAUCGAUGGAAUUUUAAUCCUGAAAAAAGUGUUUAUUUCUAUCAUCCAACAAAUUAAAUUGAAAGAUUGUCAACUAGAAAAAAUAGGGACUAUAGAGACCGUGUGUUUCUUUUUUGACUAUUAAAAGAAAAUGUACACGAUGCAUACCAAUGUUGAACGGCUAAUUCCACAAAAUUGCAUACUGUUUCUCAUUUGCAUGUAAUGAAUAUUGAUGAUGUGCAUACAGAGUGCUUAUGGGUAAUUUUGUUUCGAAAUA
Molecule: messenger RNA, 3561 nt
Organism: Acanthaster planci (crown-of-thorns starfish)
Lineage: Eukaryota; Metazoa; Echinodermata; Asteroidea; Valvatida; Acanthasteridae
Gene: lrrfip2
Product: LRR binding FLII interacting protein 2
Biological process (GO): regulation of DNA-templated transcription
Source: RefSeq, a predicted model, not a curated record